AUGAGCUGGAGCUUCCUGACCCAUCUGUUGGAGGAGAUAUCUCUGCACUCGACGUACCUGGGCAAGCUCUGGCUCACCACGUUCCUGAUUUUGCGCAUCAUGCUGACUAUCGCGGCGGGCGAAUCCAUCUACCACGACGAGCAGAGCUCGUUCAUGUGCAACUCGCAACAGCCGGGCUGCACAAACGUCUGCUACGACUCCUUCGCUCCCCUCUCCUACGUGCGCUUCUGGAUUUUUCAGAUUAUCACCGUGGCGGCGCCCAGCAUUCUCUACCUCGCCUUCGCCAUACACAGGAUACAGAGGUCUAGUAGAGUUCAUUCCCGCGUCGUUAUCCGCAGGUCAGAAGGCUCGACCGGCCACAAAAAGCACCGACGGACCGAGCAAGCCGAGGAGAAUGUCCAAGCGGAGAAAGGAGGGGAGUUUGCCGACGAGGCUGGCGAGGUCAAGAAGAACGACCACAGAUGGCACGACGGGCGCCGCGCGAUCCGGGCCGACGGCCUCAUGUGGGCGUACACGCUGCAGCUCGUCCUGCGCACGGUGGCCGAAGUGGGCUUCCUUCUGGGCCAGUACGUGAUGUACGGCUUGGAGGUGAUCCCCCGCUUCGAGUGCCCCCGCCGCCACCCUUGCCGCCACCGCGUCGACUGCUUCGUGUCGAGGCCCACGGAGAAGACCGUCUUCCUGUACGUGAUGUACGCCGUGGGCGGCCUCAGCCUGGCUCUCGACCUGGCCGAGCUGUGGCACCUGGGGAUGGGCGCCCUCGGGGACUUGUUGCCAGGCAGCCGAGCCAAGCGCCAGCAACGGAUUGCGAACGGCGAUCCUCCUCCUCCGCCUCCUCCUCCUCCUCCUCGUCGCGCGGCCGAGACGGAGGAGGCCGCCCCCCGGCAGGUGGCGAUAACGCCGGCGGCUGCAUCGCAGCUGCAAGGUUACCUGCGCGCGAUACAGCGGCGGCUGGAGCUGACGGUUUCCCCACCACCCCGACGGGCCAGGGCAACGCGGGGAUACGGGGAGAGCGGAGCAGGGAGAGGUGGGGGAGGCGGAGAGGGAGGACGGCGGGAGACUCCGGCCUUACGCUCGGCCGCGGUGGCCGUGAGCAAAAACCCCCAAGUGCAGCUCGGCAAGAAAUACGAAGUGGCGGCGGCGGCAGACGAAGUAGGAGAUUCCGGAGAAGAACAAGGAGAGGUCAAGGCCGCCUCUAGGAAGGGAAGGGCCGUCCGAACGAAGAAAUAUCCAACCAUCUCAGUUUAA
Messenger RNA from Petromyzon marinus (sea lamprey), 1245 nucleotides. The record is from RefSeq and is a predicted model, not a curated record. Lineage: Eukaryota; Metazoa; Chordata; Hyperoartia; Petromyzontiformes; Petromyzontidae.